AUGGUGGCGUAUGGCCUUGACUACACAAGGUGCAGAUGGAUCUUGCCUCUGAUGUUAGGCAUAGCGGUCAUCUUUGGCCUUAUUGCGCUGGCCGGCAAGGGCUGGCUGGAGUCGGAGACGUUGCCCUAUCAGCAUCAAGCCUCGUUAUGGGAAAGCUGUACAAAGUUCAACAAUGAGCCUGAAUGGACAUGCAACUCCCUGAUGGACUAUGCCUGGGGGAGAGCUGCUGCUGCCACAUUCCUUGUUGGCUAUAUCAUUCUGGUCAUUUGUUUUGCCCUGGCCAUCAUAGCAUUCGCCAUUGAUACACUUCGGUUCAACUUCAUACGAGGAAUUGGAGGCUUGCUCUUUGUUGCUGCUGUGUUCUCGAUCAUGGCCCUGGUCAUUUAUCCAGUGAAGUACACAAAUGAAAUUGACAUGGAAGGAGUCAAUAUGUUCAGCUGGGCCUAUGGCUUUGCUUGGACCACCACCAUUAUGGAAAUAGGCCUGGGGUUCUUCUUCUGCUGCCUCCCGAAUUAUGAAGAUGAGAUCCUGGGCAACGUCAAGCCCACAUAUUUUUAUACUUCCCCAUAA
Molecule: messenger RNA, 570 nt
Organism: Emys orbicularis (European pond turtle)
Lineage: Eukaryota; Metazoa; Chordata; Testudines; Emydidae
Product: p53 apoptosis effector related to PMP-22-like
Exons: 3
Coding region: 1-570 (189 amino acids)
Biological process (GO): cell-cell adhesion
Cellular component (GO): cell-cell junction; membrane
Source: RefSeq, a predicted model, not a curated record